AUGGCUGGAAACCAAACUCAUACAAGGUCGUGCUAUCCGAUGCACCUCCCUACGAACAAGGCAGCUCGUUGUCCUCUGAAGUUCAAUGUUAUAACUCCCAAAGGAGUAUGGCCUAUAGUUGAAGAUAAGUUACUCGAAGGAACGAAUGAGACACGCAUGCCUUCCAUGGUGAAGCUAUCUAUGCCACUGGACUCGGGCAAAAGGAAGCCAGAAAUGCCUCUUGAUGGUCAAAGGUGUAAAAAGCAAAAGAUGUCCAUUGAUGAUCAAUGGCAAAGGAAAAGAGUUUCUGUUGUUGUAACUAAGAAGCUGGAGGCUAAUGUUCCAGAGAUGUCCAUUGAUGAUCAGAGGUGGAAAAAGCAAAAUAUGGACUGCAAUGUGAAAGCUGAGUGCAGUAAGCUUUUGAAAGAAUUGGUGGAUCGUAGACUGGCACAGGCGUUCACUAAGCCAGUCGAUCUAAUAAAGACUCCUGAUUACUUCAAGAAGAUUAAGAAUCCAAUGGAUUUAGGAACAAUAAAGCGUAAUCUGGAGAGGAAUAUGUACUCUGAUGCAAAGGAAUUUGCUGAUGACAUGGUGCUGACUUUUAGGAAUGCAAUGUUGUAUCACUCUCCUACGAAUGAAGUUUAUCGCAAUGCAAGGCUAUUGAAUUGCAACUUCAAGAGGAGGUGGGAAAUAUUGGCUAAAAAAAUGAAGUUAGUUGUAGAAAAAAGUCACCAAGUUAUGAAGCCAGCAGCUGCAGCUGGUCUGAUGAAAGCUCCCAAAGCUGAACAACGUGGCUACUCAAGGCGCGUAUCACUAGAGAAAAAACUGAAGAAUCUAAGUAUGGAAAAAACAGCACUAAAUGGCUGCACAUCAUUGAGGAAAACUUCUGACAAAGGUGUGAACCGGUGUCAAGAAGCAGCUAUUGAUGCUUAUACUCGUGGGGCUGUCCCCAUUGAAGCAAAAAGCCCAUGUUCAACCUCUGCCACGACUCCUACAUCCGCUGCUGAAGGUGUUCAAAUGUCGCCAAAGAAGGCUUCGCGGGUUGCAAUGCUCAAAGGCCGCUUUGCUGAAAUGGCUGCUCGUGAGAGGGAAAGAAAAGCUGCAAGGAUGGCACUAGAGAAGAUCAAAAAGACCGUUGAGAUUGAUACGUCUCCUAUCCUGCUGAAAGAGAUGAGUAUUCUAUUUGGUUGCUAUUCAAAUCCCAAGGCUUUGGAGAAAGUUGGCUUUUACUUGAAGCAAAACUAUGUGGAAGAGUAUGAAGUAUGAGA
This is a messenger RNA of Salvia splendens (bonfire salvia), 1247 nucleotides long. RefSeq names its product bromodomain testis-specific protein. The coding region runs from base 1 to 1245 and encodes 414 amino acids. The transcript is spliced from 3 exons. The record is from RefSeq and is a predicted model, not a curated record. Gene Ontology annotation, molecular function: protein binding. NCBI's taxonomy places the organism in Eukaryota, Viridiplantae, Streptophyta, Magnoliopsida, Lamiales, Lamiaceae.